Podarcis muralis (Common wall lizard) is the source of this 1713-nucleotide messenger RNA. It is a transcript of the gene PDILT, whose product is annotated as protein disulfide isomerase like, testis expressed. Lineage: Eukaryota; Metazoa; Chordata; Lepidosauria; Squamata; Lacertidae. Gene Ontology annotation, molecular function: protein disulfide isomerase activity. Gene Ontology annotation, cellular component: endoplasmic reticulum. Gene Ontology annotation, biological process: protein folding. The record is from RefSeq and is a predicted model, not a curated record.
UCCCCUUUCUCCUCUUCCGUGGUGUCUGCAACGUCCUGGAAGGCCAGAAUGAGAGCUCUGUGGCUGCUUGUCCUGACUGGUUUAGCGUGCCUUCCUCUUUCUACUGCAGAAGGUGGCAUUGGCCCAUCGGAGAAGAAACCAAAGAAAGCCAAGCUGUCCCAAAUCAAGGAGGAGGACAAUGUUCUGGUCCUAAAAAAGAGCAACUUUGAGAGGGCUCUGAAUGGAACACAGUACCUGCUGGUGGAGUUCUACAUCCCGUUAUCUGGACCUUCUCAGAGCUUGGCUGCAGAGUUUGCCAAAGCUGCAGAACAGUUGAAGAAGGAAUCUGUGGAUAUCCGAUUUGGCAAAGUGGAUGUGACCGAUCAGAAAGACUUAAAAAAGGAAUUCGGCAUCCUGGAAUAUCCGACCCUGAAGUUUUUUGUAGACGGUGACAGGAAAAACCCCGUUGAUUGCAAAGGAGUUAGAGAAGCUUCUGCCUUCAUUACAUGGGUCAGGAGGCAAAUAGGACUCAGUACUGUACUUCUUAAUAGCACAGACCAGGCCAAAACCUUCAUAGACUCCGAUGAUUUGGUGGUGAUUGGCUUUUUUAAGAGCGUUCAAGGUGGAGCUGUGGAGGUUUUCUAUGAUUCUGCAAGAGAUGUCCCUGAACUUCCUUUUGGAGUAACAGCCAGCGAAGAGGUUUUUGCUGACUUUGGCAUCAGAGAAGACAUGGUGGUUGUGUUCCAAAAGGGAAAGCCCGUUCAUAAUGAAGCAUCUGAGGAAGGCAAACUGAACAAAGUGGACCUUACUGGAUUAAUAAAAACAUUCACCAUGGAUUUAGUCAUAGAGUAUAAUCUUGAGACAUCUGUGAAGAUUUUUGACGUGCCCGUUGAAAAUCACAUCGUUCUCUUCAUGGCCAAGAGCGCUGACAUGUUUGGCUCAGCUUACGACAAUUAUACAUCUGCUGCCUCGGAAUUCAGAGGGAAGAUUAUGUUCAUCUUUGUGGAUACUGAUGAAACCAGAAAUGGCCGUGUGAUUGAGUACUUCCGGGUAACAGAGGUAGAAGUCCCUUCUGUUCAAAUCCUGAACUUGACAAGUAAUGUCAAGUACAAGAUGCCUGCAGAUGAAGUGACCCCGGAGAAUCUACGAAACUUCUGCCGGAACUACUUAGAAGGAAAAGCAAAGCCACAUAAAUCCAGCGAGGAAAUCCAAGAAGGCUGGGAUAAGAAGCCGGUGAAAGUCCUGGUUGGGAGCAACUUUGACCGGGUUGUCUUUAAUAAGAAGAACCACGUGUUUGUCCUGUUCUAUGCACCCUGGUCUCGCGACUGCCAAAAACUGCUACCUGUAUGGGACGAAUUUGGCAAGUUGUAUGAAAGCCGGAAAAACGUUGUCAUUGCCAAAAUCGACUUCACGGCAAAUGACAUUCUGUUAAUCAACCUGGAACGGUACCCGUUCUUCAGGUACUUCCCUGCAGGAUCUGAAACAGAGGUUGUCCCAUACAAAGGCGAGCACAAUCUUGAUGCUUUUGCUAAAUUCUUAGAAGAACAAAUUAAGGCAAGAAAGAAGGACUCAUCCAAAGCCAAGAAAGAAGACCCUGAGAAGGAGAACGAAAGAACUGUGCAAAAGGAAGAGCUGUAGGUUUUCCUUAAAGCACAGAUAACAUUGAUUUUUGAAGGAUGGUAGUUGUUUACAAGAAUCUUGACCUGAUCAUGGGGAUUUGAGAAGGUAUUCAAA